AUGGACACGGAUACUUUGAACAUGGCUUCCAGACCCUCUCUCAGUGAGGAGGACUUCUCCUGCCCUGUGUGCUGUGACAUCUUCAGAGACCCCAUUCUCCUAGCAUGCUCCCACACUAUCUGUAACAGCUGCCUGCGUACCUUCUGGGAUCAGCGGGAUGCUCUGGAGUGCCCCAUCUGCAGGAGCGUAUCCCCCAAUGCCAACCCCCCCUUGAAUAUCGUGCUGCGGAGCAUGUGCGAGGCUGUGCUGAGGGAACGUAGCCGCAGGAUGUCCGUGGAGAUGGGGGGACUAUGCAGCUUGCACAACGAAGCGCUCUCGCUCUUCUGCGUCAAAGACCAGAGGCCUGUGUGUGACAAGUGCAAGGACACCCGACCACACACCACACACUCUUUCUGUUCCAUUCAGGAUGCCGCACAAGAUCUGAAGAAUGAGCUCCAGAUGAAACUGAAACCCUUACAUGAGAAGCUUAGGCUGUAUGAAAACUUCAAGCAGUCCUGUGUUGACACUGAACAGCAUAUUAAGAAGCAGGCCAAACGUGCAGAGGCUCAAAUUAAGAGGGAGUUUGAGAAGCUCCACCACUUCCUCUGGGAUGAAGAGGCAACCAGGAUAGCUGCACUGAGGGCUGAAGAGAUGCAGAGAAGUCAGACAGUGAAGAAGAAGGUGGAGAAGAUUACGACACAGAUAUCCUCACUCUUGGACAUCAUCAAGGCCAUUGAAGAGGAGACAGCAGGAGAAAACUUGCAUUUUCUGUUGAACUACAAGACUUCAGUAGAAAGAACCCAGGCCAAAUUGUACAAACCAGAGAAGCUCUCUAGUGUACUGAUCGAUGUGGCAAAGCACCUUGGCAACCUGAGCUUUCAUGUGUCAGAGAAGAUGCAUGAUAUUAUACACUACACCCCUGUGGUUCUAGACCCCAACACUGCCCAUGCAGACCUCAUAGUGUCUGAUGAUCUGAUGACUGUGGUCUGCAGUGGUGAGCGUCAGUUGCUUCCUGCUAACUCUGAGAGGAUUGAAAGCUAUGCUUCUGUCCUGGGCUCUGAGGGCUUUAACUCAGGGACUCACUGGUGGGAAGUUGAGGUUGGAGACAACACAGCUUGGGCAGUGGGCGCGAGUUCAGCUGGAUUACGAUAAGGGCAGGAGUCUUUGAGCCGACUGUACAGGGAAUACGCUGGGUUUUCAAAACAUGGCAAACUGAUCGCACCGUUAGUAAUCUUGAGGUUAGAGACGACACAGCUUGGGCCGUGGGCGCGAGUUCAGCUGGACUGCGAUAAGUGCAGGGUCACCUCUGUGGACUCAGGGUGUAAUACUUGCCUGCACAUUUUCAAACAUGCUUUCACUGAAAAAGUAUUCCCUUACUUUUACAGCCACUGUAAACUUCAUCCUCUUAGGAUAAUACCAGGAAAGUCCUUAGUGACAGUUCACAUGCACAGUUAG
This is a messenger RNA of Electrophorus electricus (electric eel), 1434 nucleotides long. RefSeq names its product tripartite motif containing 35-30 (gene trim35-30). The record is from RefSeq and is a predicted model, not a curated record. Lineage: Eukaryota; Metazoa; Chordata; Actinopteri; Gymnotiformes; Gymnotidae. Gene Ontology annotation, molecular function: zinc ion binding; protein binding.